AUGGAAUCCGAGAAAAGUGGUCUGUACUCUUCUUCAUCCACAUCCGCCGAAGGAUUCAAAUACGAUGUUUAUUUGAGUUUCAAAGGUCCAGACACUCGUAAAACCUUCACCGAUUUCCUCUACACCGAUCUGGAAGCUUUUGGAGUUCGAAUCUUUCGGGAUGAUGACGAGUUUCGCAAAGGAGAAGAGAUUGGAUUAGAUUUCCUCAAAGCCAUCACGGAGUCAAAGAUCUGCAUCCCAAUUUUCUCCAAAAACUAUGCGUCCAGUAAAUGGUGCCUUGGCGAGCUCGCCAAGAUGGUGGAGUGCAAGAGAACUUCAACACAACUGAUUCUGCCCAUUUUCUAUGACGUUGAACCGUCUGAGGUUCGGCAUCAAACUGGGAGUUACGAGGAGGCCUUCCACAUACACGAGAUUUUCGAAUAA
This is a messenger RNA of Cornus florida, 423 nucleotides long. Its product is annotated as disease resistance protein L6-like. Gene Ontology annotation, biological process: signal transduction. The record is from RefSeq and is a predicted model, not a curated record. Lineage: Eukaryota; Viridiplantae; Streptophyta; Magnoliopsida; Cornales; Cornaceae. The transcript has a single exon. Bases 1 to 423 code for a protein of 140 amino acids.